Achroia grisella is the source of this 1806-nucleotide messenger RNA. It is a transcript of the gene Acsf2, whose product is annotated as medium-chain acyl-CoA ligase ACSF2, mitochondrial. The record is from RefSeq and is a predicted model, not a curated record. The coding region runs from base 47 to 1786 and encodes 579 amino acids. Gene Ontology annotation, molecular function: medium-chain fatty acid-CoA ligase activity. Lineage: Eukaryota; Metazoa; Arthropoda; Insecta; Lepidoptera; Pyralidae. The transcript is spliced from 12 exons. Gene Ontology annotation, biological process: fatty acid metabolic process.
GCUAUCAUUCAUACUCAUAUUGUGCGCAGACGCAUACACUACUACAAUGUGGAGUUUAAGAAUUGCAUUUAGUGUUAAAAAUGUGAAUUACUCAAAGAAAUUGAGGGCAGUCCGUCAAAUCCAAUCAGGUGUUAAGGACAGCUAUCUGAACAACCCGGGAACUGAACCGCUGACUAUUGCGACAUUUGGAGACGUGCUGGCGGAGACUGCGCACAAAUACCCCGGAAGAGUAGCCAUACGGUCAGUCCACGAAAAUGUUACUAUAACAUAUGAACAAUUGUUAAAUCAGGCGGACUCUUUAGGAUGUGCAUUACGAGCUCAGGGCCUACAGAAGGGCGAUAGAUUGGGACUGUGGAGUCCUAACACAGCUGCGUGGCUCGUAGCCGCCGUAGCAGCGGCCCGUGUUGGAAUCAUAUCAGUAUUACUGAAUCCCGUAUACGAAAAAUCGGAGCUAAGUUUUUGUAUAAAAAAAACAGGACUGAAGGGAAUAUUAAUAAGUGACAAGUUACCGAACAAAGACUACUACGGCAUGCUACGAGAAAUGAUACCUGAACUGCAAACAUCUACACCAGGCGCUCUGAAAUCUGAAGCGUUUCCUACGUUAACUUCAAUUAUUAAUGGCGGGAAAGAACAGCUAUCUGGUACUUUGUCAUAUGAUUCCUUGAUUACACAUAACAACAAUGAUGUCAAUAAAUAUGGCGCAGAAGUGAAACCCGAAGAUGGUUGUCUCAUCCACCUUACAUCUGGCACAACAGGUGAACCAAAAGCAGCAUUAGAUUCACACAUAAACGUAGUCAACAAUACGUACUUCAUAGGGAAAAGGAAUUCUCUCCACGAGGAACAUCAACGAGUAUGUGUACAGGCACCAUUAUUCCACGCCCUGGGAUCGAUAGUAACAACCCUGGCUGGUUUAAGGCACGGCAGUACGCUGGUUUUAGCUGCACCCACUUACAACGUCCAUUCCAAUAUCAAUGCUUGGUUCGCCGAAAAAUGCACAAUCAUCACGGGUACACCCACGAUGUAUAUAGACUUGUUGGCUCAAAUGAAAAUCAAAGGGGAGACUCCACCACCUCUGCGGUUGGCGAUGGCAGCCGGCGCACCCUGCAGUCCGCAGCUUAUCAAGAAUAUGCAACAAUAUCUGAACACUGAAUCCGUUAAGGCUUUGUAUGGACUGACGGAAACUACAGCUUCUGUAUUCCAGUCUUUGCCAGGAGAUAGCACUGAACUGGUCUCCGAGACUGUUGGAUAUAUACAAGAUCAUGUUGAAGUUAAGGUCGUCGACGACAAUGGUAAAACUGUACCCUUCGGCAGUCCUGGUGAGUUAGUGGUUCGAGGCUACCUCAUCAUGAGCGGCUACUGGGAUGAACCUGAGAAAACGCGAAAGGCUUUUUAUGAAGACGGAUGGUUUAGGACAGGUGACAAAUUUACGAUAAGCGAAGACGGAUACGGUAGGAUAGUGGGACGGUUGAAGGAUAUUAUCGUAAGAGGAGGCGAGAACAUCGCGCCCAAGGAGAUUGAAGACCUGCUGAACACGCAUCCAGAUAUAAUCGAUAGUCAGAUAGUUGGAGUUGCAGACGAGAGGUUAGGUGAAGAAUUGUGUGCUGUGGUACGAGUCCGCGAAGGAACAGCUGUCACGCUGGACGAUCUGAGGCAGCACUGCACCGGACACCUGGCCAAAUUUAAGAUACCCAGAAUCCUGAAAGUCAUAGACGAAUUCCCAAAAACGACGUCCGGGAAAAUACAGAAAUAUAAGUUGAAAGAGAUCAUUGAGGCUGGUAAAUUGUGAUAAUUGUAGAUAGCAUAAUU